Messenger RNA from Sphaerulina musiva SO2202, 14577 nucleotides. RefSeq lists its product as uncharacterized. Gene Ontology annotation, molecular function: catalytic activity; phosphopantetheine binding. Gene Ontology annotation, cellular component: cytoplasm. Gene Ontology annotation, biological process: secondary metabolite biosynthetic process; amino acid activation for nonribosomal peptide biosynthetic process. The transcript is spliced from 4 exons. NCBI's taxonomy places the organism in Eukaryota, Fungi, Ascomycota, Dothideomycetes, Mycosphaerellales, Mycosphaerellaceae. Bases 1 to 14577 code for a protein of 4858 amino acids. The record is from RefSeq and is a predicted model, not a curated record.
AUGUCCAGACGUUACUACUUUCCUGGUGCGGCUUGGGGUGGACAUGGUCUCCAGGUUGAGCCUUUGCAAUGCUCCAAAGUGGAAGAUAUACGUAAGAAGUGCCAAAUUCUGCAUGUUGAGACUGGGAAGCAGGCCACUUCAUCUGCAACUGCACCUGGACCUGCAUGCUUAUGCCUGGAACUGGCAUUUCUGAUUACACUUCACCUUUACUCGAGCGAGGAGGUGGUCUCAAUCAAACGUGUUGUCCGCAAUGGUGCAGCAUCGCCUGGACGCAUCGUGGAUCGAGUUCGUGGCCAAUUGAAGUCUUGCUAUCGCCUCGAUCGCAUAGUCAGGGAGCUCCAGUACAUCGCACAGGACAAGGACGACGACGACGACGACAGAGGAGAGGAGGAAAUUUGGCCCGAUGACGCCUUAGGCCUUGCUCUUGCUGCCGCCAUUCAGUAUAGUGACAGCAAUGGCAACGACAAGAUCCCCUUACAUCCCUCCCUACCUGACCAAAUCGACUUCUGCCUGGAAGUGUUUCAUCAUCAUGCUGCAGCCGGAGUGGAAGCCGAGCUGCGAUUGAGACUGGUCUACCGCCGCUCGUUCAUGAGCCAUCGUGAAGCGACGCGAAUCGCGCGCACCCUUGCGUCCAUUGUCAGCCGGACUUGCGCCUGCCACAUCUCCAACGGAGGAGCUGGGAACUUGACCGUACAAGAAGUAGCAUGCAUGGCCCUUGAUGUAGGCGAUCGAAGCGCCAUUCUACGUUGGAACUCCGACCAAGCACUGAAACGCGAACAUGUCCUCGUACACGACAUGUUUUCCAGUAUUGCAGUCAGGCAUGCAGACACGGAGGCCAUAGUCGCCCCCGACGGAUGCAUGACCUAUGCUGAAUUGGAACAAAUCUCUUCCGUAGUUGCGAGCUAUUUGCGCUUAUCGGCAACGUCCGAAGACCGAUGGAUUGCGUUAUGUUUCACUAAGUCCUACUGGGCUGUUGUUGGUAUGCUCGCUGUCUUGAAGUCCGGACGAGGCUGUAUCUUUUUAGAUCCCUCAUGGCCGGACGAACGCCUCUGCGGAGUGCUUCGAGCGAUCGAGGCGCGCUACAUUCUGACGCAUGGUGCUCAACUUUCCCACAGACUGGAUAGACUGUCAUUGGUGGCUCAGUUCCAAUCUUUCAAUGUAGCAGACAUCGCUACUGUAGCCACCGCCACAGAGCGACUCGAAGAAAUGCAUCACUCGAGCGCUCAGCCCGGUGACAACGCUUUCGCCGUUUUCACUUCUGGUAGCACGGGCAUUCCCAAAGGCGUGGCUCUGACGCAUGCCAAUGUGUGUACUGCCAUUACUGGCUUGACCCGCGCGCUUGCGGCCAACGCGCCUCUUGCAACACAUGAUCGACCACUGCGUGUCCUGCAGUUUGCAGCGUAUGCAUUCGAUGCAAGCCUCUCCGAAAUGUUGGUGGCCCUGCUCAGCGGAGGUACAGUCUGCAUCCCCUCCGACGCUGAGCGGACAGGCGACUUGCAGAAUUUCAUUCUGGACCAGGAAAUCUCUCUCGCAUUCUUAACCCCUACCGUAGCUCGAACGCUGACUCCCGCUCACCUACGCCCAAUCCUGAGACUUCUCGUGCUUAUUGGAGAGCCUGUCACAUCCUUGGAUAAGGACCGGUGGCUGCACAGUGGAAUCGCCGUCUUCAAUGGAUAUGGGCCCACUGAAUCCACUUUUGGUGCGAGCCUAGGACGAGUCGUCGUGUCCAAAUCACCUUCCAACAUUGGCCACCCCCUUGGUUAUCGCUUCUGGGUAGUCAAUACUUGCAGCAACGAGGACGAUGGUGAUCCUGAUGACAUUAAUGCUCGAUAUCUUCUUCCAAUUGGUGCCACUGGCGAACUUGUCCUUGAGGGCCCAGCUCUUGCUCAAGGCUACCUGAACGACGCCGAGUUGACUGAGGCGAGGUUCACCACUGGUCCCGCCUGGCUUCCUGCGAUCGAUGGAGAAGUGUCGCAAGAGAGACGUGUUUAUCGAACUGGAGAUCUCGUACGCUAUCAUGAAGAUGGUUCACUGGAGUGUCUGGGGCGUGUUGAAAACGAUAGGCAAGUCAAGGUCGGGGGUCAGCGCCUCGAACUGGCUGAGAUCGAGCAUCAUCUGAUACAGGCGGCUGCUACAGCCAUAGUGCCUCUACAGGAUGUUACGGUAUGUCUGCCGCGAUUUGGACUUGUGUCCAAUCGUCUAGUGGCACUGAUAGUGUUGACCGCAACCAUCACUACUGGUUCGCAAGAUCCUGUCUUGUCAGCGUGCGAUGGUCCAACAAAGACGGCGUGUGCAGGCUAUCUGUCCCAUCAUGUCCCUCCCUGGAUGGUCCCGUCGAUAUGGUUGCGAGUCAGUCACUUCCCGACAACAUUGUCUGGCAAAAAAGAUUACCCCAAGCUGCUAUCAGCAUUGACACGCCUGCGGCCCGAACAGUAUCUCGGGGAUCGCCACGAUUCUUCGCCGAGCCAUGAUCAUGCAUGGCCAGAUCAAGCGGCGACAGGACCGUCACACUUUCAGGAGUUGGUUCACAUCUCUAGCGAGAUCUUGCAGUUGCCAAUCCAGCGCCUUCUCAGCAAUUGCUCCUUUGUCGAACUGGGUGGAGACUCCAUUGCUGCUCUACAGGUUUCCACACGAAUGAGAAAGGAUUGCAGUCUAACACUGAGCACGGAACGUCUGAUGGCAUGUUCUUCACUGUACCAAGCUGCUUUGGAAGCCAGGCCCCUCGCCAUUCCCACUCCAGUAGACAGUACUGAAACGAGCUCACUGAAAAGACAGGUUCUGAGGAGCUUUCCAGAGUUGAAUCUGCUAAUUGAAAGAGUCUUCCCCUGCUCUCCCGUGCAGGAGUCACUUUUGUUCCAUGGAGCCCAAAGAUACCAGAACAUGUACGCUGUCUCGGCGACGUGGAUUGUGACAGAAACGCGGCAGGGCCCUGGCAAGGCGUCCCCUGUGGACGCUCAUAUCUUCACACAAGCUUGGCAGCACGUUGUCCAGAACAGUGAGGCUCUACGUACUGUGCCACUGGAGCUUUUGGAUGUGCCAGGCGUGUUCGCCAACACUGUGCUCAAAGACAAUUCGUCUUCAUUGGACAUCAUCCAGUCGUUUGAAGCCAACGAGACAAACCCGGUCAAGGAUUUGCCCCCAGCCAUGAUGAACCAUGAGAUGGGUCAACACUGCAGACCUCCGCUCAAGCUUACCCUUUGCUACGGACCAACCGAUCGUGCUCUAGUCAGGCUGGAUGCGAGCCAUGCCCUGUUGGAUGGGCUGUCCGUGAUGGCCCUAAUUCGUCAGCUCUCAGCAGUUUAUCAAGCUUUGCGGAAGGGGUCUCCGGCGAGAUCGGCAUUACAGACAUCCUCUCAGCCCAUGCAAUCGUAUGUUGCACUUGUGAGAGAUCCGCAUAGAUGCAAGAAUGCACUUGAGUACUGGAGACAAUAUCUCGCAGACGCUCAACCUUGUCUCUUCCCAAGGCUCGUUGACAGUGAGCCCCUGACAUUCAACCUGAAAUCUCAUCGCGUGCAAUUUGUACCCCUUCGAGGCACUGGUAUCAAUGGCUUGAGCGGAUUGCUUGCUGCCCGCGGGCUCACUCCAGCGACUUUCUUCAUCGCCAUCUGGUCACUUGUAAUGCGGAUGUAUGUGAACACUUCGGAUGUGAUCUUUGGCUACGUUUCUUCUGGGAGAGAUAAUCCGAGCCAUCCAGUGAGUAUGGACGAUAUUGGGUGCUUCAUAGCGCCCCUUGUUGCGCGAAUCAACUUGCAAGACCUGAACAGCAUCGAUAGUGCCGGGUUCGUGUCUAUCCUAGAUCUCAUCCAGCGGUCAAACCGCGCGAGCACUACCCAUCAGGGCUUGUCUCUGGCACAGAUCCAGACAGAAAUGCCGCAACUGGCCGGAGGACUUAUUUUCAACACCUUUGUAUCAGUUACUCCGUCUCUGAGCCUCGAGUCAACCUUGCACUUUGAGACUCUUCACACUUCGAACAAAAGCGAGUUUGACUUGUCUCUGAUCGUUUCUACGGGUACGAACAUGUCCGUAGGGUUGGAAUAUAAUGCCUGUCAUAUCGACAAAGGUCACGCAGUGAACAUCGCAGACUCAGUCACACAAGUCAUCAGCCGAGCUAUUCGACUCCUACGCCAAUCCUCAGAAUAUGAUAUUGCUCUCCCGAGCCCGAGAGAUAUAGCGCAAAUUUGUGAUUGGAAUUCCAAGGUCAUCGAGCCAGCAGAUAUCAGCAUUGCGCUGUUGCUGGAGCGAUCCAUGUCGGCCUUCGCAAACAGGGAAGCGGUAUUUGCUUGGGAUGGCUGCGUUACCUACCGACGUCUGGACCACUUAUCACAAGCUCUCAUGCGUAAUCUUUUGAAGCGACAUAUCAGCCAUCAGCGCUCAAAUGUACUGCUUUGCUUCAAGCCUUCAAUAUUGUCGGUCAUCGCGCAAGUCGCAGUGUGUAGAGCGGGUGGCUGCUUCGUCAUGGUUGACAGCUCAUGGUCAGAGAAUCGGAUCAGGCGUAUCUUUGAUGACAACAAGCCUUGCGCUGUGCUAUACGCCAGCCAAGCACAAUCUGAACUCCCAUUGCUACAGGCCUGCGGCAAAGAACACCAGACUCCCACAGUAGAAAUCUCGAUGGAUUUCUUGAAAGGCUUGCCAAAUGGCAAGCCCAGUGCCGUAACAACAAAACUGUAUCAUGAGGCAGAAUUCAUCAUGGCGCCGUCCGCAAAUGACCCAGCUUAUGUUGUUUACACAUCUGGCUCCACUGGCCACCCUAAAGGAGCGAUCAUUACCCACCAAGCGGUAACGACUGGCCAUCAAGAACACGCAGUCCGAACGCGGAUCAGCAGCUCGUCACGAGUACUACUCCUCGCUGCACCAACUUUCGAUAUGGCCAUCGAAAAUAUCUUCAUUACUCUUUUCCAGGGGGCAUGCCUCUGCGUGCCAUCGGACGAUCACAUUCAGAACGUCGUGGAAUUAUUGGAAUUUGCGACUGCGAGUGGCGCGAAUUGGAUGAGUUGCACUCCCUCGUAUCUGUCCCUGUUUUGUCCGGGAGCUCUACACAUGAUGGACGUUGUGCUUCUGGGCGGCGAACCCAUACCAGAAUCCAUAAUCGAGUCUUGGACUAAGCGCUCAACGGGAGACACUCGCAUCCCCACAAUCAUGAACGGUUUUGGUCCCAGCGAGUGCGCACUGGGCUGCUGCAUCCUGAACGAGGCUGUGUCCCCACAAGUGGGUGGUCGGUGCAUCGGUCGAGGCUUUCGGGCGACGACUUGGGUUGUGGACGAGGUGGAUCAUCACCGACUUCUACCCGUGGGUGCAACUGGGGAGCUUUUGCUGGAGGGUCCAUGCCUUGCGCUUGGAUAUCUCGCCGAGGCGGCGCUGACUGCUCGGUCCUUCAUUGAGAGCCCCUUGUGGUAUAGGAGACUCCCUGGUCGAGCUGACAGCCGAGCUCCACGAUUUUACAAGACGGGCGACCUGGUCCGAUAUGGCUCCGACGGUCAACUCUUUGCCGUCGGGAGGAAAGAUGACCAGAUCAAGGUCAAUGGUAUCCGAACUGAACCAAACGAAGUAGAGAAUGCACUGCGCAGUUUUCUCCCACCCGAUCUGGCUCAACGCUCGCUCGUCACUGUUUGUCUUCUCAGGAAAUUCGACCUGCUUGCUGCCUUCGUGUUCUUGAGUAAGCAUGAGAGGACACUAGAGACCGACAAGCUCGAAAGACGCCUCGAUGGUAUUUCUUGUUCGACACUUAUCUCGAAAGCAUCGUCCUUCCAUCACCAGAUCGUGGAACAUAUUCGAGCUCACAUGACACAUGGCUCCCACCGAAUGAUCCCUCAACUUUUCAUACCCAUUUCUCGGAUUCCUCGCACAACGUCCGGCAAGACUGAUCGCAAAGCUCUCGAGCAUGCUGCAUCGAUGUUCGAUAAGGAUCAGCUUUUGGCGCUGUUCAGGAGAGACAUUACUGCCAUCCUGCCGAAAGAAGUUAGAAGCCCGGUGGCGCGUCAGCUAGCUAGAGCUUGGCGCCAAGUGCUUGGAAGUGAAGUUGUUAGUGCUGGCGACAACUUCUUCCACCUGGGAGGAAACUCUCUCGCGGCCAUUGCUUUAGUACGUGAAGUGCGAUGCACGAUGAGUAUGCGACUGAAUGUGUCAAUCGUAUUUCAAUACCCCGUGCUCGAAGACAUGGCAGAACGGUUGCAGAGCAUUGAUCCAGGCCCUAUGCAGCAGUCCUGGCAGCCCUUCUCCCUUUUAACAAAUAAUGCCAUCCAAGACAUGGCCACUCCCAGUGAAAUCCUCCGGGAUGAGUUGGCACAAUCAUGUGCCCUGCAGCCAGACGAUAUCGAAGACGCAUUUCCAUGUACGCCCAUGCAAGAGGCGCUGAUGACGGCGACCAUUCGUGAAAUGGAGACCACUGAUGGCGCACAACCGUAUUGCGUCCAUGCUUGGUACAAGCUACCCGGCGACAUCAAUGGUGCUAGAAUGCAAUCAGCCUGGCAGGCUGUGCUUGCCCGGUACGAAAUACUGAGGAGUCGUAUCGUUCUCAUGCCUGUGCACGGCACCCUCAUGGUCGUUUGCCGACAACCGGAAGAUGUCGAACUUUGGGGCAGUAGUUCUUCCACCGUCGGUGCAUGUGCCCUGAAGCAGUGCCUAGAGCAAAUUCGAUUUGGCUAUGGCACUCCCCUCUUUCGGGUGACUUUGAUCAUGAAAGAGGCAGAAAAGGACAAUCGACUUGUUCUCAGUGCGCACCACGCAGUAUACGAUGGUUGGUCUCUUGGACUUGUCUGGAAUGCUGUCAUGGAUGCCUAUCACUGUGUCUCUGCAGUUCCUGUGCCCCUUACGCCCAAAUUUGCUGAUUUCGUUGCUCAUAUUCGAGCUACCCCCGAUGACAUCGCUGUCGAUUUCUGGAAGCAUCAGCUCAGCCACAUUGCGAACAGGUCGGAUUUCUCUUUUCCUAAUACUCCGAGCCAUCAUCAGCCGAAAACGACGAAAAGCCUCCGCUUCUCACUCACAUCACCAUCUGCGGAGGCCCGGGCGGCGGCUCGAAACAUCGGCAUCACAAUCGAUACGAUAUGCCACGCUGGAUGGGCGCUCGUAGUAGCACUAUACUCUAGCUCUCCUGUGGUGACAUUUGGAAGUACUCGUUUAGGGCGAGAUUGCCAUCUAGCAGGAAUCGAAGACAUGGUCGGUCCAACAUCAACAACAGUGCCGUUUUGUAUAGCUCUAGACUCGAUCGAUUCUGUCACGGCAGCUGCCUUUCUCAAGGACGUGCAGCAUACGCUUCGGGAUCUUGCGCCACAUCAGCAUCUUGGUCUCCGUAAGAUUUCAGACAUCAGCCCCCAAGCGAAAUUGGCGUGCGAAUUCAGCUCUGUGCUGACUGUGCAGGCUGUCGAAAGCGAGACUUCUCUCCAACAUCCGAGUGCACAUCUGAAUAUUUCACUCCUGGAGCCGGUCACGAGAUCAGGCUUCCACCCCUUGCCACUCGCUCUCCAGGUCUUCAGCAAGGGGAAUGAUGCCUCACCUGACUCCAUCGAAGCAGACUACGACCCAGCUUGUAUUUCACCGUGGCUACUUGAACAUGCACUGCAGCAGUUCGACUACAUUGUUGGCGGUCUUUGGCGAUCAUGCAUUGGGCAGUCUGAUCUUCUCCUCAUCGAACUCAUGCAUCCUGCGCCUUCACACCUCGAUGAGAUAUACCAGUGGGCCUCCGCCUCUGCCGUCAAUGAACAGUGCAAGUCUCCGCAGACGACAGAGGCUCGUUUCUUGUACGAGCCCUUCGACCGUGUGGCAGCGAUCCAGCCGGAAGCUGCUGCUAUCGUGUCGUCUAGCGCUCAAUAUACCUACAAUCAGCUUGAAGAGGCCACCAAUGCGCUCGCACUUUGCAUCCGGCAACAUCUGAUUUCACAAGGGCCUGCACGAUCCGGCCACAAGAUCAUUGGCUUUUGUUUCGAGCACUCAGCUUUGGCUGUUAUAGCAAUGUUGGCAAUCGUGAAGGCGGGCGGUGCGAUGCUUCCACUGGCCCCAAGGGAUGCGAACAGUCGCCUUCAAGCAUUGAUUGAGCUUUCAGAAUGCACUUUGGUUCUGACUUCACCUGCUCAGACACAGCGAAUCAAGGAGUUAGACCUGGGAAAGCAAUCGGUUGAAGUCAUAAUCAUGCAGAUAGAUGCGAAUGUGAUAGCCGAUUGUCUGAGAGCCAUGCCGUCGCCUGCACCGAGAAUGAUGCUUCCUACUGGACCAAUCUGCCCGUCAGACCUGGCUUACGUGCUGUUCACCUCCGGGACUUCAGCACAGGGGAAAGGGGUAAUGGUAGAGCACGGAGCGGCUACAGCAGCUGUCGUCGGCCUUGCAACACAUUGGGGUCUGAAUUCACGUUCUCGUCGACUACAGUAUACCGAUUACGCUUUCGACAAUAGCAUUGAAGAUGUUUUCGGUACUCUCAGUGCGGGCGGUUGUAUCGUGGUGCCCUCCGAGUCUGAACGCGCCAACGAUCUCCUGAGCUUCUGCCAAAUGAACCGUGUCAAUGCACUCCACAUCACGCCUACCGUUCUCCGGCUUCAUUUUGCCAAACCAAGUCUUUUGCUUGAUUCUCUGGUCGUUGGUGGCGAGCCCAUGACGAAUUACGAUCUUGAUAUACUCCACGCAUGGGUUGCUUCGCGCGAAAAUCUCCAAGCUUUCGUUGCGUACGGCUCGACCGAGACAUGCAUCGAUUGCAUUGCCCGCCAGAUCAUCGCCUCUCACCCUAUUGAGCCCACAAACUCCAUCGCGCCCGUUGGUGCUCAAGCAGAGCUUUACGUCGGAGGACUAGCGGUGGCUCGAGGCUACCUUGGUUCAGGUGACUUGUCCCGAUCCAGAUUCAUCAACUUCCGUGAUCCGUUUGAUCAAAAAGUUGUUGGGGAGCCAAAAGAGCAACAGCCACCAGUCAACACCAUGGCCUUCCGCACUCGUGACUUUAUGCAGUACUAUCGCGAUGGGAAAUUGUUGUCCCUCGGGAGAGCUGACAGCCAAAUCAAAGUCCACGGCAAACGUAUAGACAUACAAGCCAUCGAGAGCCUCAUACAUCAAGUGCUCUGUGCCGAGGGGCUCGAUUAUGAUGGACAUCAGCGUGCCGUGGUGGAAGUGCUAGAUGAUGAGCACCUCCACGCUAUGUAUAUCUGUCCAGCCAACAGUUGCGGCGACACCCAUAACCACAUCGCCGUGGUGGAUCACGGGAGUGCGUCGAGUGAGCGAGAAUCGGUAUCCUGCAGGCGUGCGCCAGCGCAAUUGGUGACGAAGAUAUGCCGCUGGCUGGAGCGUAGUCUUACCAGCUUCAUGAUACCCCGUACAUUCUUCGCCGUUGAUAUGUUGCGACUUACUGCAUCUGGUAAAUGCGACAGAAGAUGGGUCCGUUCCGUCCUGAGCUCAGUACAAGAUGAGAUGCUCAGGAGCACUGCCACUCAUCUUCUACACGAGAGCGUGGAGAAACCCAUGACCGACACGGAAAGGCUGCUCCAGCGCUGGUGGGCAACAGUGCUACCACGGAUCGGAGCCUGGGAGAACGUCCACCGCGAGUCUCACUUCUUUGAUCUGGGUGGACACUCCGUGGCGGCGAUUCAACUGGCAUCUCUGGCUCGAUCAGCUGGAUACCAAUUACGAUACGAGAACAUAUUCAUGCAUCCUUUACUCUGCAACAUGGCAGAAUACGUGCAUCCGAUGGACUCGCGUCGUGCCAACUCAACCUCCCCAGGACGAUUCGAUUCUCUUCCCCCUAAUAAGCGCCACUUGAUUUUGUCUGAGAUUCACAAUUGUUUCGAUAUCAACGAAGACAUGAUUGAUGAUGCAUACCCCUGCACGCCUCUCCAGGAGUCGAUAAUGGCUGCAACGGCCAGAACGUCAGGGGCAUUCAUCAUGGCGCAACGGGUGAAGCUUCCUCGUGGAUAUGCUCCAGACCGAGUGAAGGCCGCUUUUCAGGAGGCCUUUGAGACUUUCGAGACAUUGAGAUCGACGAUAGUUCACGUCCCGUCUUCUGCCUCCCCGCUGGUGGUUGUCUUCAAGACGGGGCCAAAUUGGUGCAAAGCAGAUUCUGCUGGCACAUUCCUAGAGACAGCCCGACGGAAACAUGACUACGGGCAGCCACUGGUGCGAUUGGCUUUCUCACCAGCAGCCUCAUCUUCUGCUCCAGACUCCUGGGAAGAACUUAUAUUCGUGGCACAUCACGCCGCUUAUGAUGGACCCAUGAUUCGGGCUUUCUGGCAACGGAUCAAUGAGCUUCUCGAGCCAUCACGCACGGCCGCCUCAUCCUGCUCAUUGUUGCCAUUCCGAACAUUCAUCAACCAUAUGGCCAGAUCAUUUGACCCGCACGCUGCCUCAGAAUGGUGGGCCAAGCACAUGGACGGCUAUGCAGAGUCUGUGAACAAUUUUCCUCCUGGAAUACGCUCUAAUAUGUCACUUCAUCGCCCCGUAGCGAACUCGAGCUGCUACAAGACCGUGGACAUGUCCCUCCGUCGACAAAAACAUACGACAAUUGCUAUCCUUGCGCGAGCAGCAUGGUCCUUGGUCCUUUCUCACUUCCUUGCGAGCCAGGACACAGUCUACGGCGUCGUCAUAAGCAGUGCAGCAGCAUCUGCAAGCUGUGAAGCCUCCUCGAUCGACCUGGCAAAAGUUGCAGGGCCAACGAAUGCCAUGAUUCCUUCCCGUACACGCCUGGACUUUGAUACCAUGAACGUGUCGAUCUUGUUGGAACAAGUUCACAAGCAAAGCGUAGACGAAAGUCUCCAUGCACAUCUGGGGCUUACCAAGAUUGCUUCGCUCAGUGCAGCAUGUAAGGCAGCUUGCCAGUUCACAACGAUUCUGGUGAUUCACCAUACUCGGGUCAUUGGCGACGAGGACAGUGAAGCAGGUUAUAUUGAUCUUGACAGCCCUGACAUCUACCAAAAUGGCCAAAGACUUGGGGAUGAGCCAAUUGUUCUGGAAAGUGAAGCAGGCUUCACACCCCAUACUCUCAUCAUAUCCUGUCAUCCUUUCAGUCGGGGUGACAAGGAACAUCUAGGGAUUCACGUGCUAUUCGAUGCAACAUUGAUCGCCCAGCAUACUGCUGAACGUGUGCUCGACGCCUAUUCUACUUUACUUCGUAACAUGCUCGAAUGUGCACUUGACACGCCACUGCGCAGCUUGUCAGCGUUGUCCAAAGAAUCUCAAGAUUGGAUUUCUGAGCGUACCACUCAUCAUGGCUCAGCUCCGAAGCCCGUAUCAGCUUUUGUACACGAGUUGAUCAGCUCGUCGGCCAUGCUGCGACCACAACACGAAGCCGUCCACAGCUGGGAUGGGUCUAUGACUUACUCUGAACUCGAAUGCGUGUCGUUGGCGAUGGCGGUUAGAUUGACAGCGGAGAAGAACUCAUCAGCAAGCGGGUACGGAGUGGCUUUCAUGCUAGACCGAUCGAAACAGGUGCUUGUCACGAUGUUGGCGAUACUCAAGGCAGGGUGCUUCUUUGUGCCACUUGAUCCUCAGUAUCCAGUCAACAGACUCCAGAGUAUCACUCGCAAGGCCGGUGUAUGGAUGAUUGUGUCGCAGGAGAAGUAUUCAUGCACCCUGAAAGAGUUGCAUUGCAAACAUCUCUUGGUUGAGGAUUUUAUCUUUCCACAACUCUCGCUGUGUUUGGAGAAUUCACUCGAGCCCCAGGGGUUGAAACUGCAACAACGGACGCCGUAUCGCGAGCAUCUUCACACCAAGGGACGCGAUCCGGCGGUUUGUACAAGCUACGUGCUGUUCACCUCGGGCUCCACGGGAGAGCCCAAGGGAGUGGUCAUGAAGCACGAAGCGCUGAGCACAACACUUGUUGCUCUGGGUCGGUCCCCAGCAUUACCAGAGGGCUCACGGUUUCUUCACAUUGGAAACUACGUUUUCGACGUCAGUAUCUACGAGAUAUUUGUUACGUUGCUCUAUGGCGGAACCGUGUGCAUUCCCUCCGAGCAUGAGCGUUUAGAAGACUUGGAGGGAUUCAUCGGCAGAGCCGGCGUCACAGAUGCUGCCAUGACUCCCUCCGUGUCUCAUGCCCUGGAUCCGGAGACCAUCUCUCGAAAUACAGUACUGCGAAGACUGCGCUUGGGAGGUGAAUCUGUUGGACUACAAGAUCGCAUACGAUGGACUAGGCUCCAGUCGAACGUUGAACUGCACUGCAUUUACGGCGUGACUGAGGCUGCCAUCGCCAACUUCCACCACCCAGUGCAUGUGGAUGAUGAACUAGAUCCCAGAUUGAUUGGCAGGCCGAUCAACUGUCAGUCUUGGAUCCGGAGUGUGCAUAAUCCAUCGGAGCUUGCGCUUCCUGGCGCCAUUGGUGAAUUAUGCCUCGAAGGACCAGCGCUGGCCGCAGGCUAUAUGGAUGACCCUAUCAAGACUGCAGAAGUUUUUCUGACCGAGCCCCUAUGGCUGCCAGAAUAUCCGAUUCAGGAGUCCAGCAACCGCAGCAGCACGCACCAACGGAGAGUGUAUUGCACCGGAGACCUGGUAUUUGCGAACCACGACGAUGGGACGGUGAAGUUCGUUCGCCGAAGCGAUACCAGUCGCCAGGUCAAGCUUCGAGGCCUACGCAUCGAUCUCGGUGAAAUUGAGAACGCCAUCGAAAAUGCAUGCUCAGCAUCAUCGAUCAGUGUUGCGGUGGAUCUCGUAACACCGUCUGGCAUGCCACCCUUUCUCUGUGCCGCGUACUGCAAUGAACAGAGCAACAAGAAAAAUGUUCAAGAGCGGUUCGAUGUGGAUGGUAUGCGGAAUACUUUGUCACAGACACUGCCGAGCUUCAUGAUCCCUAGCUACUAUAUCAGGUUGUCCUUCUUCCCCAUGAAUACCGUCGGCAAACGAGAUCGCAAUGCACUGCGGGAGAUGAUGGAAAACGCUGUCCAGUCCGAACGUGCUGUCGCCCAGUCUUCUGACCAUAUACUGCUAACACAACGGGAGGAGCUCGUACGAGACAUGAUGUGCACAGUCCUGAGCAUCUCUGAAGAUUCUCGACAGCGUAUCGGUCGGAAUGCUGAUUUCUUUCGCCUAGGUGGAGAUUCUAUCAUGGCGGUCCGACUUGUUGCACUUCUCCGAGCCCAUGGUCGGCAAGGCAUUAGCGUUGUUGACAUCUUUCGAAACGCAACCGUCGAGAAACUGGCCGCAAUGCUCGAGCCCUGUGUUGCUGGGCAAGAAGAAGACAAAAGUUCUGAAGAAGCAAGACUGGUGAAGCCAGUGUCCUUACAGAAUGAUAGUCCAUCGGCCCCCUCGAGCACGACGGCGAUGGACCUUCAAAGUCGACAAUUGGCCGCGGAGCAGUGUGGAGUGGCAGCAGAUGAAAUAGAAGACAUGUACCCUCUCACGGCCACACAAGAAAUGCUGAUGGACCGUAUGGUGCAAUUCUCCCUGAAAUUUCCGCAUCUGAGUGAUGGACCAGAAGACGUAGAAAAGUUGCGAUUCGCAUUCCAAGCAUGCGUGGCUCGAUUCCCCAUCUUACGGACGCACUUUGUACGUCUUCGCGACCCCUUCACCCUGCACGAGCGAUUGCUCCAGGUCGUCCUGAAGACGUCUCAUGCCCACGAACAACCUCCAACUACCAAUCACGACCAUGUCGGGGUCUUCCUGGAUAUGAGAGCACCCGAGAGUCGUCUGGGUCUUCUCGUGCCGCACUGGUCCUGUCUGGGUACAUUCACCAAGCAUGGCGAAAAACAGUGUUGUCGUCUUUUGUGGACUCUGAGCCACGCCUUAUACGAUGGAUGGUCCAUGCAGCUGAUGAUCCGUGCCAUUGGCGAGGGCCUGCGUUUGUGCCGAAAGGGACCUCUAUUGUUAUCUGCUACGCAGUCGCUUCCGUUUCGAAGUUUUGUCGAUUAUGAAAAUCGAGCUCGCAGAGAUGCCUCACAUUUGAGUUUCUGGACCUCAUAUCUCCAACAACAGGAUCAAAAAUGUCUUCAUCCUCGUCCGCAAAAACAGUUAUUCGGCUACAAUCAAAUCGAAAAUCCGAUAAGAGAUAUGGAGACGUGCCACCGCUUCACCAUACCCUCUCCUCCGCAGUCAGUCCAAAGCGGGAAAAGCAGCAGCACAAUCGCCAUCACUGUCCUGGCAGCUCUCAUGCGUGCCAUCAGUGAUUACUUGUCAUGCCACGAUCUCCUCUUCGCAUACGUAUCUUCCGGACGAUUUGCCGCAUUACCUGGCAUCGAGACAUGUGUUGGACCGACAUUGAGUUUACUCCCUCUACGCAUUCAACUUCAUCCGCGGCGGGAAGAAGCAAAUUACAUCGAAGCCGCCGCUGCGAAAACUACCGAGAAAAACAAAAAAGGAGACGACGACGACGAUGACUGUUGUGCCCCGCUACUGGAGCAAGAUGCCAUCACGAUUCAAAAUGCCAUCAGCCUCGUAACUCCCUACGAAGCGAGUGGUACAGAUGCGUGUCGCGGAAUUAUAGAGUCCAUGCCGUUGGAAAUUGUGAUUCAUCCACGCCAGUCCUCCGUUCGGAGCUAUGAGGGAGGUAAUAUCCUCUUGGAGAACAUGUCUGCUGGGGGCAUGGAUGGGAUCUAUUACUACUACGACGACGAUGACGACGACGACGACGACGAUUACGGCAAGAUGGGAUCGGAGAGCUGCUACGAGAGUAGAGGUGGAUGA